Messenger RNA from Meloidogyne enterolobii, 284 nucleotides. Lineage: Eukaryota; Metazoa; Nematoda; Chromadorea; Rhabditida; Meloidogynidae. The record is from the annotation of a GenBank genome assembly.
AAUGACGCCUUCAACCAAACUUUUGAUUAUUUCAAUUUUUAUUUUAUUUAUUUCAUUUCAAUUAAUUUAUUGCUGCGGCACAUAUGGCCAGCCCUGCGAUAAAGGUUGCUGCCCAAAUUUAAGAUGUUCUGACGCUUAUGAUGUUGAUGGGAAUGUUGUGGGGCGAGCUUGUUUUGAUGUGCUUGGUUAAAUUGAAAAAAAAUUUUUCUUUCUAUUUUCCUCUAUUUUUGAAAAUUUUGGUUACUUUCUUUCUUUUUUCUAAUUUAAAUUUAAAUUGAAUUGUG